This is a messenger RNA of Synchiropus splendidus (mandarinfish), 2049 nucleotides long. RefSeq names its product patatin-like phospholipase domain containing 3 (gene pnpla3). Gene Ontology annotation, biological process: triglyceride catabolic process; lipid homeostasis; positive regulation of triglyceride catabolic process. Gene Ontology annotation, cellular component: lipid droplet; membrane; cytoplasm. Lineage: Eukaryota; Metazoa; Chordata; Actinopteri; Syngnathiformes; Callionymidae. Bases 122 to 1552 code for a protein of 476 amino acids. The record is from RefSeq and is a predicted model, not a curated record. Gene Ontology annotation, molecular function: triacylglycerol lipase activity. The transcript is spliced from 9 exons.
GAUAUCAACACAGCCAGCGGCGCUGACUCGUUGACAUCCUCACUGUCGGAAGAGACGAAACGCCGCCGCGGUCUUGACCGACUGUCCCCUCUUGAGGUUCCCGACCUGGGCAUGUCCUGCCAUGUUCGACCUCAAUGGCGGUUGGAACCUGUCUUUCGCUGGUUGCGGGUUCCUGGGGAUUUACCACAUCGGUGUCGCCAGCUGUUUGCUGGAGAAAGCGCCGUAUCUCAUCUCGGGAGCGACCAAGCUGUACGGGGCUUCUGCCGGUGCGCUGACCGCCACCAUACUGGCGAGCCAGGCGUCCAUAACAAAAUGCUGUGAAGAUGUGAUUGAAGUUGCCAAAGAGGCUCGAAAGAGGAACCUGGGGCCUCUCCACCCGACCUUCAACCUGGUGAAAGUGCUGAGGACUGGGCUCAAUCGAGACUUGCCCUCGGACGCGCACGUUCUGGCCUCAAAAAGACUGUCUGUCUCACUCACCAGAGUGGCAGAUGGGAAGAAUGUGCUGGUGUCAGAGUUCAGCUCCAGGGAGGAGCUCAUUCAGGCGCUGAUCUGCAGUUGCUUUAUUCCAAUAUACUGCGGGCUGAUACCACCAUCUUUCAGAGGCGUGCGCUACGUUGACGGAGGGAUCAGCGAUAACCUCCCGCAGUCGGAGCUGAAGAACACCAUCACCAUCUCGCCCUUCUCAGGAGAGAGUGAUAUCUGUCCGCGCGACAACUCCACCAGCUUCCAUGAGCUGAGAUUCACCAACACCAGUAUCCAGAUGAACCUAGGCAACAUGUACCGGCUGAGCAGGGCCCUGUUCCCUCCAGAACCCAAGGUUUUGGCAGAGAUGUGUCAGAGCGGCUACCAGGAUGCACUUCGCUUCCUCCAAGAAAACAACCUGCUGAUGGCAGGGAGACCCUCAGCCGGCCUUGCCUCGCCCGACACCACGCCCCUCUGCUGCAGCAGGCACACUGAGACCACCAGAGAGUGGGUCCUACGGCGGCUGCGACUGCUUCGCAAACAGCACUGGUGGCUGGAUGAACAAAUCGCUUUGCCGACGCCCAUCAAGAAAGUGUUCUGCGAAGCGUGCCAGGACAAAUCUGGACUGUAUGACAAGUUGACCGACAUGCUGCCAGUGAGAGUGGCCUCCUACAUGCUUCUGCCGUACACACUUCCUGUUCAGUCGGCCUACUCUGCUGCUCAGAGAUUUGUGGAGUGGAUUCCAGAGGUGCCGGAGGAUGUGCGGUGGCUGUUUGGAGUGGCCGGUAGCGUCUAUCAAAAAGCCUGGAAGGGAUCGCCGACCAAUUCAGUCAGUGACCCCUGUCUGAGGAAGUGCCUGAGUGACCCACCACCAUCAUCAACAGAAUGCAACAGUCCUCUAGCGAGGGACCACCUGCCUGCUCUGUCUGCCCUGGAUCUCCAUGGCAACUACUGGGAGAUCCCCAAAACUACCUCCUCCUCUUCAUCUUUGCACCUCCAUCACCCUCGCAGUUCGCCCUCGUCCCCACAGCAGGUCUGCUUCUUUGUCGGCCUGCAGGAUGAAGCACUAGGUGACGAUCUACUGGACUGAGAAGCUGCACUUUUCUAGAAAGUCACAUGACUUCUGCUCUGUUGAACCAGCUGGCAAGGUGUCCACUCUGAAACGCUCUGAUGUUUAAAAAAAUAUGAGUGGAACACAAUGACUCAGGAUCAUCUAUGUGUUCUUUUAUUAACUCUCUUUUUGUCAUUCUUUUGUUUCCUAUGUCACAGUUGUCUGAUAUUCAGAUGCCAUCAGUCUGCUUUUACUGCAGACUCAUUUAUAGUUGGAUUUUAUCUCUCAAGCCCUACAGGCUUUUUCCUGUACAGAUUAGUACCCAGCAUAACAUUCAAGUAACUGCUUCAAGGUCAGCAAUGAAUGUUGGUUUCCCAAAUGUUUUGGCUUCUCUGUGAACAAUGGUGCACUAAUUCAUAAUCUGCCCUCUCUGAUCUGAACUUGCAACCAGUGUUACUACUCAUUAUUUAUCAUGUAAAUCUGUAAAGUAUCUUUGGUUGAAAUGUCUGAACAAUAAAUGUAACUAAAAAUUGUUG